Messenger RNA from Postia placenta MAD-698-R-SB12, 774 nucleotides. RefSeq lists its product as hypothetical. The coding region runs from base 1 to 774 and encodes 257 amino acids. NCBI's taxonomy places the organism in Eukaryota, Fungi, Basidiomycota, Agaricomycetes, Polyporales, Adustoporiaceae. The record is from RefSeq and is a predicted model, not a curated record. The transcript is spliced from 2 exons.
AUGAGCCUGCUCGAUGGCGACGCCUGCGCCUGGGCCACUCCAUAUUUCACCCAACUGGCAUCAGUACAGAUGGGCGUGCAAGGGGUCAUCACCCCCUUCAGGAACGAAGCGGCCUCCACUGCCGCCUUCAAGACUCGCUUCAGUAAUCUCGACGAUGCGGCGGCAGCACAGGUGGAGCUGGCAAAGCUCUGCGCGGACAAGUCGGUCCGCGAAAAAUGCACCGCUGCAGAGUUUUCCGCGCUGUUCAAGGGUCCGGCGGACCGCUUUGGGUAUGGGGACCUAGAGCUACGUGACAAGUACCUGAGUGGCAUCCCCUCUCGCGUCUACCGGAAGAUCGAGCUCGAGACCUUCAGCACAUGGAGAGACACUGAGAAGCGCACCACCAAGGUCGAGCAGAUCCUCGACAUCAGCCGGGCCCAUCGGCCCAAGCUGAACAACUUCUUCUCGGCACGAGCUUUGGCCAGCAUCAGUGCGGCUGUUGGAAAAGGAAACUUCCCCAGCAGUUGUUUCGGCUGUGGGAAGCAAGGGUACCGACACUUCGAGUGCCCCAAUUGUAAGGACAAACCUUACACAAAACGCACUGACGCACGGGCUACGGUUGCCUUGGGCUCUACCCAGGCCACAACAAGUGCCCCCGUCACUUCAUCCUCGGCAAGUACAAGCACCGCUUCAGCGAAAUCGGAAAGUUCCGAGCUGGCGGACUUGAUAGCACAGAUGAAGUUGAUGUGUGAGGAGCUCGAACACUAUCGGGCGAUAAAAAAGGAGGGUUUUUGA